Syzygium oleosum is the source of this 1029-nucleotide messenger RNA. Its product is annotated as calmodulin-7-like. Gene Ontology annotation, molecular function: calcium ion binding; enzyme regulator activity. The record is from RefSeq and is a predicted model, not a curated record. The coding region runs from base 147 to 815 and encodes 222 amino acids. Lineage: Eukaryota; Viridiplantae; Streptophyta; Magnoliopsida; Myrtales; Myrtaceae. The transcript has 4 exons.
UCCUUCUCCUUCUCCUUCUCCUUCUUCGCUCUUCGCCUCUCUCCCUUUCGGAAUUCCUCCCGUUUUCGGCAGGCGGCGACGCGGGGUUGUGUGUGCGCGCGUGUGGUGCGGGGGGAAGAAAUCUCGCCGCCGGGACCAGGGGAAGCAUGGCGGAUCAGCUCACCGACGAUCAGAUCUCCGAGUUCAAGGAGGCCUUCAGCCUCUUCGACAAGGACGGCGACGGUUGCAUAACCACCAAGGAGCUUGGGACUGUAAUGAGGUCACUUGGACAGAACCCAACUGAGGCAGAGCUCCAGGACAUGAUUAAUGAGGUUGAUGCUGAUGGAAACGGUACGAUUGAUUUUCCAGAGUUCCUCAACUUGAUGGCUCGGAAGAUGAAGGAUACCGACUCCGAAGAGGAGCUUAAGGAAGCCUUCCGAGUUUUUGACAAGGACCAGAAUGGCUUCAUCUCGGCAGCUGAGCUCCGCCAUGUCAUGACAAAUCUCGGUGAGAAGCUGACUGAUGAGGAAGUUGAUGAAAUGAUCCGUGAGGCUGAUGUUGAUGGUGACGGCCAAAUCAAUUAUGAGGAGUUCGUCAGAGUCAUGAUGGCCAACGUAAGAGGCGAGACAAAGGAGGCAACCAUUCAGAGGAAAUUCGGUCAUCGGCUCGUGGCAAUUCUGUUCUUCUGCGCACUUUGGAGAAGGCAGAAGAGGGCGGAGAUGAACAAAUUGACCGGCACGAGUGGCUGCGUGCGCGUGCCCUCGAAGGGAGGUAAAGUCAACGGAACCACGAAACCCGGUCGCAAGAGACCCAUUUUCGAGUGCUUCUUCCUCUGAAAGCCAACACGUCUACCGCCUUAUUCGCACCGUGUCGAUCAUGGCUUCCUAUCUCCAACACUUCGAAUGUAAGGCAGCUUUUAACAAACGUGCCAAAGUCGUGUUUCUUUAAUAAGCAUAAUGAUGUGCACCGAAUGAACAAGUGGGCAUGUCCGGUAUGAACACAUUCGUGUAUGCGUAAAUCUUAUUAAUCUAGACAUUUUCCAGUGCAUCA